AUGGGUGAUCCGGUGACGGGUGUUGCACCCAAAAAUUUUGUGGAUAUCUUUUUCCGUGAAGAGCGUAUGCCUAUUAAGGAAGGGUGGACGAGGCCUACGACGUUAAUUAGGGGUCAAACAAUCUCUUCCAUUGCGGACAUCAUCGAAGCGGCUUCGGAGUUGGGAGCGGCAAAUGUCCUUUCAUUCGGGUCAGUCCUGACAGUGAUGUUACUUCUUGCCCACAUUCCUACGAGUGGCUCUUCAUCCAGUUCUGGUGACUCUGAAUCAGACAGCUACAAUGCAGAGAUACAAGACGGAUAUAAUGGCCGCCGUUAUCUAAGAUCCGUAUUUCCCAGAGUCGUCAUUAUCGAGGACGGGCCAGGUUUCUCUCUCAGUAUUUCGCCUCUGGUAGCAAAAUUCAAUUAGCGAGGGAAUACAUAGGUCAGUAUAUUCGAGUUCGGGACCCAAUUCCCCAACUUUAUAAAGCCAGAAAGUUAUAUUUGUACGUAUUCUCUAAACUUCGGUAUCCAUCUCUGGUAUAUUUAGGAUAUGAUAAAAC
Messenger RNA from Desarmillaria tabescens, 538 nucleotides. RefSeq lists its product as uncharacterized. The record is from RefSeq and is a predicted model, not a curated record. NCBI's taxonomy places the organism in Eukaryota, Fungi, Basidiomycota, Agaricomycetes, Agaricales, Physalacriaceae. The coding region runs from base 1 to 405 and encodes 134 amino acids. The transcript has 3 exons. Gene Ontology annotation, molecular function: peroxidase activity.